This is a messenger RNA of Acanthochromis polyacanthus (spiny chromis), 4610 nucleotides long. RefSeq names its product nuclear factor of activated T-cells, cytoplasmic 1-like. NCBI's taxonomy places the organism in Eukaryota, Metazoa, Chordata, Actinopteri, Pomacentridae. Gene Ontology annotation, cellular component: transcription regulator complex. The transcript is spliced from 10 exons. Gene Ontology annotation, molecular function: DNA-binding transcription factor activity, RNA polymerase II-specific; RNA polymerase II cis-regulatory region sequence-specific DNA binding; transcription factor binding. Bases 106 to 2784 code for a protein of 892 amino acids. The record is from RefSeq and is a predicted model, not a curated record. Gene Ontology annotation, biological process: cytokine production; calcineurin-NFAT signaling cascade; regulation of transcription by RNA polymerase II.
UGAAUGCAGGAUACCUUCUGCCUGAGCGUCGAUUCCAAGUUCAGCUUUGGAGCAGCAGCCGGUAAGGAGCGGGGACUCUAAUUUCUCACCUCUCUCGUCGCCGACAUGAAGUCUGCAGAAGAAGAUGCAUACAGCUACACACCAAAUGUCAGCCUGUCCCUUCCUCUGGGUAUGGGCAACCCCUGUCUGGCCACUCAGUACCACACCCUACAGUCCAGCCCAGUCAUUUCAGUUUCUUCCUGCCACCCGACAGGCUACAGCCUCCAAAAUGACAACCAUGCAGCAUCAGGCUACUACCUGCCCCACGGCUUGAGACCCAACGCAGCUCCAGCUCUGGAAAGCCCUCGCAUUGAGAUCACUGCUUACAGCCAGUACCCCGACGAUGAGGUAGAAGAGAGCAGCAGUGAGGACCACAUCAUUAAACGAGGUGUGAACUCCAUCGUUACACUGACACUGCCUAAUGCAGACGGCUACCGUGAUCCCAGCUGCCUCAGCCCUGCGAGCAGCAUUUCCUCACGCAGCUGUAACUCCGAGGCGUCAUCCUACGAGUCCGGUUUCUACAACUACGAAAACUCCCCACAGAACUCCCCCUGGCAGUCUCCUUGCGUUUCUCCUCGAGGGUCGUCCUCACUUCUGUCGUGUCCGCAUGCUGGCGGCCCUGCAGGCUCCCCUCACCACUCACCCUCCACCUCUCCACAGAUCGGAGCUGUGGCCGAGGAAGGCUGGCCAACACAACUUCGCGGCUCCAGGCCAAACUCCCCUUCCUGCAGCGGAGUUGGCGGAGUCAACAGCGGAGGCAUCGGAAAGCGAAAGUACAGCUUCAACGGCACCUCCUACCGUCAGACAUCCUGCUCACCCAACCAGUCGCCCACCCCCUCGCCCCAUGGCUCCCCCAGAGUCAGUGUCACAGAUGAGAACUGGCUCGCCAACACCAACCAGUACACCAACUCUGCCAUUGUGGCCGCCAUCAACGCUCUAACCACAGACGGAGUGGUGGACAUGGGGGAGGGAAUCCCAAUCAAGACACGGAAGACCAUGCUGGACCACUCAUCCUCCAUGAGUCUGAAAGUGGAACCUGGUGGCGAGGAACUGGGUCCUGAUGGGGACCUCUGUGCCGAUGACUACCCCUCCCGCCUGGCUCUCAAGAAGGAAAACUACUGUGGAGGGUUCCUGGAUGUACCCCAGCAUCCGUACUCCUGGUCUAAACCCAAACCUUACCUCAGCCCAUCUCUGCCAGCGCUGGACUGGCAGCUUCCAUCCUGCUCCGGUCCGUAUAACCUGCAGAUUGAGGUGCAGCCAAAGUCCCACCACAGGGCCCAUUAUGAGACCGAAGGCAGCCGAGGAGCCGUGAAGGCGCUGUCUGGAGGACACCCUGUCGUACAGCUUUAUGGUUACAUGGAAAGCGAGCCGCUCACCCUGCAGCUGUUCAUAGGGACCGCAGACGACCGCCUCCUGCGACCACAUGCCUUCUACCAGGUCCACCGCAUCACUGGCAAAACCGUCUCCACCGCCAGCCAUGAAGUCAUGCAAUCCAACACCAAAAUUCUGGAGAUCCCUCUGCUGCCUGAAAACAACAUGAGAGCCAUAAUUGAUUGUGCAGGAAUCCUGAAGCUGCGUAAUUCUGACAUUGAGCUUCGGAAAGGAGAAACGGACAUUGGACGUAAAAACACUCGUGUAAGGUUGGUGUUUCGUGUGCACAUCAACCAAUCCAAUGGCCGGACAGUGUCCCUGCAGACAGCUUCCAACCCCAUUGAAUGCUCCCAGCGCUCAGCUCAGGAGCUUCCCUUGGUGGAGAAGCAGAGUGUGGACAGUUUCUCUGCCACUGGGGGCAAAAUGAUGCUUCUCAGUGGUCUCAACUUCCUCCCUGAGUCCAAAGUGGUGUUUGUGGAGAAGGCUCAGGAUGGGCAUCAUCUGUGGGAGACAGAAGCCCAAGUUGACAAGGACUCCGUCAAAUCUAGUACUCUUGUUGUGGAGAUCCCGCCGUACAGGAACCAGAGAAUAUCCAGCCCAGUGCAGGUUAACUUCUACGUCUGCAACGGCAAGAGGAAGAGGAGCCAAUACCAGCGCUUCACCUACCUGCCUCCAAAUGUGCCAAUAAUAAAGACAGAACCCAGUGAUGAAUAUGAUUCUCUGGGGACUGUGGGCCUGUCCAUGCAUUCAAGCCCCUACUACAGCCAGCCCAGGCUCACUCCCAUCUUGCCCGUGGCCGACCCUGAUGCCUGCCUGGUUGGUGGCUACCCUCCCUGCCCGCCUCGCCAUGCCGCCAUGCCAUCAUCGUCCCCCAGCUCCAGUCCUACCCUGCAUGACCUGUCCCCUGUGGCAUACAGCAAGUGUCUCCCCAACAGCCCCACCCAUGCGGCACCGCCAGGCCCCGUCGUGCCCCCCAUUCAGGAGACACCCGGCCACUCUAACCUCGCUCAUCCGCCGUCGCCAGACCACAACUCUCCCCUUGGGAUGCUCCACUCCCAGGGCAGCCCAAACCACCUGAACAACCCUGGACCCCAUGGUUACCACCCUAUCUAUGCCAACAGCAGCCCCUCGUCCUCUCCAGUGUCCCAUCCUUCCACUCCUGGAGGUCCUGCAGAGAGCCCCUUCGUUCAGGCUUACAGCCCCGGUCAGGCAGCAGCCAGCUCACCCAGCCUGCUGGCUGAGGAUGCCAGCCCCCCUUCAAUGGUCAUCACCGUGAAGCAGGAGCCUCGGGAAUUGGACCAGAUGUACCUAGAUGAUGUUAAUGAGAUCAUCAGGAACGACCUCUCCAGCAUUUCUGUGCACACUCAUGCAUAGACAUCCAGAGGUUCUCUGCAGCAGCAGCACACACACAACUUCAAACAGCAGCAACAACAAAAAAAGAGGACAAAAAAAGCCAGAGACCCACAUUAUGAAGAAUAGUUUUGACCAGGAUUUCCCUCCUGAACAUCAUCACCAUCAGCUCCUCUCGCUGCAGAGUCACAUUGAUAAUCACUGGCAAGAAUCAACAGGUGAAUGUUAUAUUUACAACAAAAAAUAAAAGGGAAAUGAUAUCAGGGGGCAAAGUAUACGACUACACUUGCCUUAUUUCACAGAAGAUGUUUAGUGGACCAAACAGCUCAAUAAGACUGAAUUACUCUUCUAUGUUUAACAAAUGACAAUCUUCAUUCGGUGUGAUCUGUAAGUUAAUGCAUGGACAAGCUAAUGGGAUAGUAAGUGUCGAGCUUCAUCACUUUGGUUCAUUUGUUUGUGCAGUCAGUCCGCAACAACCGAAUCGGUGCCUUACAGCAGUGAUACUGACAGCAGACAACAGCAGCAGCAGUCACACAGAUGCAAAUGGUUCAUUGUAACCCAAAGUGGAAGAUUUUAUAUGACAUUUUUGUAUCAUUUCAAUGAUUUGUUUACAGGGAAACAGAAUUUUAAAAAAGGCUGGAAAACUAUGUAGGGGAGUAUGUGAAUAGAUUAGAAUUGUAUUUUUCCUGCUUCCUUAUUAUUAUCUUUGUUCAUUUAUACUGAAUGUUAUGUAUGAUAUUCUUUUGUAUAAACAUGUAUUUGAAAAUAUGUAUGCCUUACCCUUAUAUCAUGCAAUUUGCUAUUAGCUUUCCUGUUUAUUUUUCUUCAUUUGUCUUCCCCUGACAUGACUUUGUACCAUUUCUCUUAUCCUGCGUUAUGCUUUUCACCUUAGUGCCUAUUUUUUAAUCACGCUUUUCCCGGUCUUCCAGUCCUCCACUCAGAUCAUGACAUAAUGAUGCAAAGACAAUCAGAGGAAAUAUCAAAUAUGUAGAACAUAUCCUAUGACAGCAGUUCCUGGUUUGCAGGGGCUUAUAAAGGCAGGUAUCAGAGUUUUCUUCUUCCCCAGCUUUGAGAUAGUUGAACAACGGUAUGCUUACCUGCUGAAUUUAAAAGAGAAUAUUCCUGGACAAUUUAUAUAUUUGUCUGUUACUUCUUGCACUGCAGGUUUGCAUGUAAACUGGCACAGGGAUUAUCUAAGUAGGCCACAGGCUCAGUUUUACUCAUCAUCUGGGUGAUUUCACUAAGGAGUCGGCAGGACUGUUACUUAACAGCUGGCAAUAAUUGAUCUGAGUUAACCAAAGGAUUUUAUCUUUGGUGAAAUUAUUGUCCAAGUUUCCUUUUUCUGUCAGAGACUUUAGCAUAGAGCGGUUUUCCCUCCGUACAAAAAAUAAAUAAAAACAUUAUGCACUUUACCGUAGAAACAGAACAGAUUUUCUUGCCUUCAGACCAAAUAUCGUAGGCUGAUUUCCACUGUUGUGUCACAAACAUAUCUUCGUUAACUCAUAGCCGCAGUCUUUUCCAUGUGAUCUGUCUUUCGGCGCAUGCACACUGUACUAUAGUCGGGGAUCAUUUAGCUGAUCGUAGCUUCCAGAAUAGCUUCCUAAUCCAUUUUUGGACAUAUACUAUAAUAGCAUGACUAAACUGUAUGGGGAAAAAAGGUUUCUAUUUUGUGCCUUACUCUCUUUCUCGGCUACAAAAUUGUUGCAACUCUGUAAUGCUUUUCAGUGUAGGCACAAGGUGAAAUAUAUUUCUCUUUAAUAUGAAAUAUUUAUGAAAAUUUAAAUGUGUUUUAAGUGCAUUUAAUGUGUUCUCAAAAAGGAAUUAAUAAAUGGCAAAAUGGUGACCAGGAA